Quercus robur (English oak) is the source of this 3942-nucleotide messenger RNA. RefSeq names its product wall-associated receptor kinase-like 10. The transcript has 3 exons. The coding region runs from base 1438 to 3645 and encodes 735 amino acids. The record is from RefSeq and is a predicted model, not a curated record. Gene Ontology annotation, molecular function: calcium ion binding; ATP binding; protein serine/threonine kinase activity. Lineage: Eukaryota; Viridiplantae; Streptophyta; Magnoliopsida; Fagales; Fagaceae. Gene Ontology annotation, cellular component: plasma membrane. Gene Ontology annotation, biological process: cell surface receptor signaling pathway; protein phosphorylation.
AAUAAUAUUAAUAUAAAAUAAAACAACAAAUUAAGUAUUGUCCUCGAUCCCCCAAAAGAUUUUUGUCAAGCCAGAGAGAAAUGGCUUUUCUCUCUCAACAUGGCAUUGAUCUUGAAGGAAAUCUGGAGUGAUAGGAACUUGGCCCUUCACAACAGUAGCCCUAUCACCUGCCAUCUUCCAUCGAUGCCAUUCACAGAAGGUUCAAUGAGCUCUCCCUGGCUCUUGUUUGUUCACCUCCUGCAUAUACCAGUGCUGACCAACCUUCUUGGAUUCCUCCUCCCCUGUUUGGGUCAAAAUCAACGUAGACGCAGCGAUAUCCACCUCUCAUGCUUGCCUUGCCGCUGUUGCAAGGGAUCACCAUGGUGUCCCCAUCAAAAUCUUGGCUAGAAUCACGAAGGUGGCCUCUCCUCUUUUGGCUGAAUCCGAGGCUUUACUCUGGGCUGUGCAGCUUGCUAUUAGAGAAGGAUGGAACCAUGUGAUCUUUGAAGGCGAUGCAAAAUCCUGCUUCGAUGCUGUGAACUCCCCUGAUCUCCCUUCUCCUUGGAUCAUCCGAACCUCUACUGAGAAAAUCCUAGCUCUUCAUUUUAGUUUUGUGUUUUGCUCUUUUUGUUGCGUUAGACGUGCUUGCAACAGUGCUGCCCAUAACGUUGCUAAAUUUGCUCUAAAUUCCUUCGCUUCUUUUUCCUUCAAUAAGGGUCUCUCCCCGCCCCCCCCCCCCCUCCGGCGGGGGCGCGUGCACGGCGGCAGGCGCCUUGUCAAUUCUUUGUAAGGAAGAUUAUCGAGUCUAAAUCUUCUAUUCCACUAUUUCUUUUUCAUUAUAUACUCUACAAAUAAAAACAUAUUACAUGUUCAUUUAUUUUAUUAAAUGUUAAAUGUAUUAUUAUUUUAAUUACUUAAAUAUGAUGGGUUAUUUUAUUUUAUUUUUUUAGGAAAUUAAAAUAAUAGAAUGCAUUAAUUUAGUAUUUAAUAAAAAGAUGGAUAUGUAACAUGUUUUUAUUUGUGGAGUAUAUAGUAGAACAAUAAGCAUGAGAUAGUAGAUUUGGACUCAAAAUUAUCCCUGCUGUUCCUCUUUCUUUUCUUAAUAAAUUGCAGUUUAUUAAAAAAAUAUUUAUUUAUUUAUUUUUGUAGGGAAGGUAAUUUGGUUAAAACUUUAAACAACUCAACAUAACUUUGAGAGGCUGGAUUUUUUUUUUUUUUCUUUUUAAUUAAAGGAAUUCUUGUGGAGGAGAAGAGGAGAUCAAAAUUUUUUUUUGUGUUAGACAGUACGAUAACAUUGAUAAAGACACAACAACAAAAGUAGAUGCCAAUCUUUACCGAGGGGUCGGGGUGGCCCCGUUUCCUAUAUCAUUGGGAGUGGUGUAUGUAACAGAUGCGAGAAGGUUAUGAGUGACAGAGUUCUAUUAAAGUCCGCUUGUUGUGAGUGACACCCGCAAAGAAAUGGCUGUGCAGUUGGUUAUGCAAGCUUUCAUGCUUCUGCUUACAUACGAAUUAGCAGAAGCAGCACCUCCUAUAGCAAAACCCAAUUGUAAAAGUAGGUGUGGAAACCUUCAAAUUCCAUACCCAUUUGGAAUUGGACCCGAUUGUUACUUGGACAAGUGGUUCGAAAUUGUUUGCAAUGGAACUGGUGGCUCUGCUCAAGCCUUCUUAACAAGUAUUGAUAAGGAGGUGCGGCAAUUCAAUAUUAUUAGCAAUUCAAGUACCAACAAAUUUAUUGUGCCGACAGUUCAGGUCCAAGUGCCAACAAUUUAUUCCAAGUAUUGUAGGUACGCGGGAAAUCACAGCAUCAUCAACAUCACAGGAAGUCCUUUUCACUUCUCCCAUUAUCAUAAUACAUUCGUUUCUGUCGGCUGCGACAACAGUGCAAUUAUAGCAAAUAUUUUUCCUAAGGUUUUCGGAUGCGAGUCGGAUUGCAAGAAAGACAUGAAGGUAGAAAAAGAAGUUAAAUGCUCGGGUUUGAACUGCUGCAAGUCGACGAAUAUCCCUUCAAACCUUCAAACAUUUGAUGUUAUUUUCAGAAGUAGAAACAAAUCAAAUGACAAAGACGAAGGGAUAAAGCAUUGCAAAUAUGCCUUCCUAGCAGACAAAGAGUGGUUGGAGAAAAGCAAACGAGAUCCCUCUUCUGUGCAAUAUUGGGAAUACGUUCCUGUGGUGCUGGAGUGGGCCAUACUUCUCCGUAACAACAAUUCACAUAAGUUGUAUCACUUCCUCGAAGGUAGGCGCAAAGUCAGUUGUUCUAUCUCUGACGAGAACAAAGACUACUUCUACAGCUUUUUUUGUCACUGUGCUCCCGGAUACAAAGGAAAUCCUUAUGUUGAUGGUGGAUGUGAAGAUAUUAAUGAAUGUGAAGAACAUCUCAAUAAUUGCAAAAGCAAGUUGGAUUGUGAGAACACAGAAGGUGGUUAUAAUUGUGAGAAACGAAAAUCUAAAUUGAAGAUCGUCAUUGUAGGUUUUGGUACAAGCCUUGGAGCAUUAUUUCUACCAACUACAUGGGUUUUAUACAAACUGAUUAAGAAGAGAUACAAGAUCAAGCUCAAGAAAAAGUUCUUCAAAAAGAAUGGCGGUUUAUUGUUACAACAACAAUUAUCUUCAACUGAAAAUAAUGUUCAAAAUACAAAAUUGUUCAAUUCCAAGGAGCUGGAAAAGGCAACAGACCAUUUUAGUAAUGAUAGAAUAAUUGGAAAGGGUGGACAAGGUAUUGUUUACAAAGGAAUGUUGGGUGAUGGACAAAUUAUUGCAAUAAAAAGGUGCAACAUUGUGGAUAAAGCCAGUCUCGUACACUUCAUAAAUGAGAUUGUCAUUCUUUCACAAAUCAACCAUAGAAAUGUGGUUAAGCUACUUGGGUGUUGUUUGGAGACAGAAGUUCCUUUGUUGAUAUAUGAAUUCAUCCCAAAUGGGACACUUUUCCAAUAUAUCCAUGAAGAAAAUGAAGGGAUUCGAUUAACAUGGGCUAUGCGCUUAAAGAUUGCCAUAGAAAUUGCAGGAGCUCUUUCCUAUCUACACUCAACAGCUUCUUUACCAAUUUAUCAUCGAGACAUAAAGUCCACAAACAUACUUUUAGAUGAAAAGUACAGAGCCAAAGUAGCAGAUUUUGGGACAUCAAAAAUGGUGAAGAUUGACCAAACUCAUGUAACCACCCAAGUUCAGGGAACUUUUGGGUACUUCGACCCAGAAUAUUUCCGAACAGGUCAAUUUACAGAAAAGAGUGAUGUGUAUAGCUUUGGAGUAGUCCUUGUUGAGCUCUUAACUGGAGAAAAACCUGUUUCUUCAACAAGGUCGGAAGAAGGUAGAAGUCUAUCUGCAUAUUUCAUUCUUUCAAUGGAAGAAAACCGUCUCUUUGAUAUUCUUGAUGACUGUGUAAGGAAAGAAGGUGACAAAGAAGACAUCAUCAUAGUUGCUAAUCUUGCAAAAAAAUGUUUGCACUUGAAUGGGAAAGAACGUCCUACAAUGGGGGAGGUCGCAAUGGAAUUACAAGGAAUCCAAAAAAAAGAUACUAAUGGUCAAGAAAAUUAUGAAGAACUUCAUAUUGUUAGAAGCAAAGAAAUUGAUCCUUCAUAUGCUUGCUCUACAUCAAUACAAUCAUAUUCAGAAAUUGCUUCAUUUUCGUCAUCAAUUGUCCUACCAUCAUCAUCUUUCAAAUCACUAUGAUUAAUAAACUAUUUGCUUUCUAGUUAUUUGGUUUCCUUUCAUGCUGUAAUGUAUUAAAAAUUAUUUUAAUAUGUCCAUAAUUGAAUUUAAGAAGAAUUCAUAAAUAUUUGCAUAAGAAUGGCUUGUAUAUUGUGAGAACUACAAUAUUGGGGUUAAUGGUGACUAGUGAGACAGUGCGUGUAAAAGAGAAGUGAUGAUGGUCUCAUUCCUUCACUGUGCAUGUCAUGGGUAUAUCACUUGCACUACUUUAUUCCCGCAGUGCUCGUGUGUAGGGGUGAAUGCAUAUAGAGUGUAUGG